CUCCAACCAAACCAGCCAAUGAAGGGUGCAGACGACGUAACCAAAAGCAGGGGGCUGGCUUCCCCAAGGAAGAGCAUCGGCGAACAAGUGGGUGGGUUGGUAGGCAAAGUAGAGCAGCCCAGCACCAGCGUUCAGGACCCCCCCCCCCCCCAGCAGCUAUGGCAGCGGAGGGCCAGGCGAUCAGAGUUUCCAGCCAGAGUUAUGGAGCUGUUGAUCAGAUGUCUCAUGCCUCUGCUGAAGGAUAUUUUGGUGCCAUCGUUCCUGAUGACAUUACCAGUGGAGAAGAACCGUCUGCUCCCCCUGCUUAUACCAUGGACGAUGUCUCUGGCUAUGAAGGCACAGCUCUGGGUGAUGGUGGAGGAAAAGGUUUACCUCCUCCCUCAGAUCUGGUGACUGAUCGUGGAGGUGGGCCCCCUCCAGCCCAAACAGAGUGGAACAUUCCUGCUGUUUCAGAAGAUGCAGCCAAAGAAGCUUUUAUACAGUACGCAGCCAGUAAGUGCUGCUACAGCUCGGCCCCUGCCAAGGAAAUGGUGUUUCGGACUCUGCAGCCAUUCAACACCUACAGAUAUCGGCUAGAGACCUUCACUGAAUCCAGAUCAUCUGAUUGGAAGACAACACCUUACAAGGGUGAAUUUGUUGACUCUUUUUUGCUUGGGCCCGCUCCUUUGCCAUGGACUAUACAAGUGGAAGUCCCUACCAUGUUCACAGACAACAUAACCAGAGUCAAAGUGCCUCACACGUCUUCAUUAAAGGGCUGCCAUAAUUGUCGAUGUUCAGGUACAAUUCGCUGCACAAAGUGUCAUGGAAGAGGAAAGGUACAGUGCUGGAUUUGUCAUGGCUCUGGGAAACAACUGAGUAAGGACAGGUGCACACACUGCAGAGGUUCUGGACGGAGCAGAUGCAACAGUUGUUCUGGUUCAGGCCACAAAACCUGCAUAACGUGUGCAGGAAAAGGACAGUUGCUGUACUACAUUGAGCUUCAAGUCAAAUGGCAAAACAACAUUUUUGAAUACGUGGCGGACCAGAGAUCUGGGUUUCCUGCUGAUCUCUUCAAGGAGGUCACUGGGCAGAAGAUGUUUGUUGAUGAACAGUCCAUGGUUUAUCCUGUUGUGAAUUUUCCUGAUCCUUCCAUAAGUCAGGCUUCCCAAAAUGCUCUUGUGCAACAUCACACUCAGUUUGCAUCCACAUCUCGUGUACUGAGACAGAGGCAAACUAUUGAGCUGAUUCCUCUUACUAAAGUGGAAUACGAAUGGCGAGGGAAACGGUAUUCCUAUUAUGUGUAUGGAGAUGAAAAUAGGGUGUAUGCAGAGAACUACCCCAAAAAGUGCUGCUGCUCCAUUAUGUGACUGACUGAUCACUUCUCAGAAUGCCAAAGACAAUGGCUGUUGUCCAGAACCAUAUAAGGAAAGGAUUCAUCUAGUACUAUUUUUGUUUUGUUUUGGUCAAUAGAAGUUCAUUGAUUUGCAUGUAUGGGGCAGGCUGCCGCAGGAAGAAAACGGGGGAGCAAAAGGUUUGUCAAGUUGAUUAUUCAGUUCCAGGACUGGAUCCUGUAUGUAUGUCACAAUCCCUGUGGGCCACUGGGGAUUUGCUGUGGCUCUCCCUGUCCCGCCCUUGCCACUAGUAGAAUGCAAACUCAAUUUUGGAUUACAGUACCAUUUAGUUUCUGCACUAUGUGGCAGCCUGGCCUAAUCUACUUUUACUCAGACUUCACUGGGUCUCCUGGCGUUAAUAAGGUCUACAUUUUAUUAGUAAGGAAAUACAAGGAAAACAGGUCCUAGAUCUGUCUUCCAUUAUCAGUAGUAGUAAAAAUGAUGUGACCCAACAGUCUGCUCUGUGUUACACUAGGGAAACCCACUGACUUCAGUGAAGUUGUACCAGUGUAAAUCAAACCACAUUUUGAACUGAAGAUAUUAACAGUGGUGUGGAUCAAGGAGUGGUGGUUAGUACGUGGCUGCACUCCAGUAAUGCUGACUACAAAUUUCCCUUUGUUGUUUGUGGAUUCUUUUAUUUUUAUCACAACUGAGAGUUCAGUGAUAAUAUGGUACCAGGCACAAGUUGAAAAGGUUUUGCUGUGAACCUUCAGAGUUUGUGACUAGCUCAGCAAACAGCAGGUGGAUGGUAGUGAUGCAUCUGACAUUUUUAGAAUGUCUGUCUCCACUGCAGUGCUUGGCUUGCUGGUUCAUCCAUCAAUAAUCUUGUCUGUGUCAAACAUAGAGGCAGCAUUUUAACUCUUCUAAUAGAAUCUCCAACUGAAGAUAAACAGAGAAGGAAAUAGGACAAAUUGUGAAUAUUUUUUAAUUAAGCGUAUAUGGCCUGACCAAAAGCCUCUUGAAGUCAAUGUGAAUCUUUCCAUGACUUUAGUGGAUCAGGUCUAUAAUGCAUAUUGUUAAUCACCCACUAUCAAAUUCUAAUCUUUCUUGCUGCUGAGUUUUCAGCAUGUUUGGAUCGUACCUCAUUUGCCAUGUGACUGUGAUACACACACACACACACACACACACACAUUUAUAGUUUCUCUUUCUGUACAAAUGUCAUAGUAAUACAAAAUGACUAGGUUGUAUUCCUGUUAAGAAUAAAUUUA
Messenger RNA from Emys orbicularis (European pond turtle), 2578 nucleotides. Its product is annotated as protein SSUH2 homolog. The record is from RefSeq and is a predicted model, not a curated record. Bases 159 to 1346 code for a protein of 395 amino acids. NCBI's taxonomy places the organism in Eukaryota, Metazoa, Chordata, Testudines, Emydidae. The transcript has 13 exons.